GGAGGGUGUGUUUUUCUAUCACUGCAGCAUCAGCACAGACGAGAGGGGCACAAUCAAUUUCACAGAGAAGAGGAAGAAAAAGGCGCAAGUAGAUAAGGAAGAGGAGGAGGAGAGACGGGAGGCGAGGAGUUGCCGGGGGAAAGCAGCAUCGUCGUGGAGAGACAAGACCAGCAGGAAGCCGUGGACCUAACUCAAAGAGGAAAAACCAAAAAGGAGGAAAGGGAGCAUAAAACAUAUGAGGCAAAGCCGAGGCCUGUUGCAGGAGAAGCAUUGCUCAGCACGUGUGUGACUGAGGUCGCCCUCUGUGUGCAUUUCCAUAUACGUGUGUGAGCAGGUGGGACUUUGAUGGGACAGUGAGCAAUGCCUCACACGCAGCGACAGCAGGUGUGCAGUAGGGGGCACUGCUCCUCUCACCUCCUCCCCCUCGCGCUCGUCCUCAUGUCCCUGGCUGCCCGGCCCAGCCAAGCGGCCAUACACAUACCUUCCAAUUACCACAUAAGUGAUCUGAAGAGGCCUCCAGUGAUCACCACACAGCCGGAGUCUGUCACCGUCUUCAGCAUUGAGGACCUCGUCAUGAGCUGUGAAGCCUCGGGCAACCCGCCACCCAAGUUCCGAUGGACAAAAGACGGAGAGGAGUUUGACCCAGGCAGCGACCCGGAGAUGAAAGUCACAAAGGACUCCGGCUCAUUUGCAUUCUACACUCUCAGUAACACCAUGGACACCCUGAAGCAGUACCAAGGAAAAUACGUCUGCUAUGCAUCCAAUGAGCUGGGGACAGCCAUGUCUAAUGAGGCCGUGCUCAUCACUGACGUCCCACCAUCCCAGCAGAAAGAAAAGAAGGUGACUGAGAAGGCCGAGGAAGGAAACAGCAUUGUCCUGAAGUGCAACCCCCCGCAGAGCUCCAUGGAGCCCAUCAUUCACUGGAUGGACUGGAAGUUGCUCCAUAUCCAGCUCAGUGAGCGGGUGGUGGUGGGGAAGGACGGCAGCCUGUACUUUGCCCAUUUGACGACUGAGGACAGCAGAGAUGACUACACCUGUAAUGUCCAGUACCUGGCGACAAGGACAAUUCUGGCAAAGGAGCCCAUCACUCUGACUGUCAACCCAUCGAACUCGGUACCGCGGAACAGGAGGCCCCACAUGAUGAGACCUACGGGAGCCCACAGCACGUACCACACCCUCAGGGGCCAGACCCUGGAGCUGGAGUGCAUCGUCCAAGGCCUACCAACCCCUAAAUUGUUGUGGGUGAGGAAGGACGGCGAGCUGUCGGAGUCUCGGACUACUAAAGAGAUGUUUGACCGUCGUUUGCGCUUCACUAACAUCUCUGAGACAGAUGGUGGGGAAUACCAGUGUAUAGCUGAGAACUCACAGGGGAGAGCUGUGCACACUUACACAGUGACUGUGGAAGCUGCUCCGUACUGGACCAAAGAGCCGGUCAGUCAGCUGUACGCUCCAGGCGAGACUGUAAGGCUGGACUGUCAGGCAGAUGGCAUCCCCACCCCGACUAUCAGCUGGACCAUCAACGGCAUCCCCCUCUCAGAGAUAGAUAAAGACCCCAGACGCAGACUGACGGCGAGCGGAUCGCUCAUCCUUGAGGAUGUCAACUUUGGAGACACUGCAAUCUACCAGUGCCAGGCCAGCAACAAGCAUGGAGCCAUCCUCACCAACACCAACGUCUACGUCAUUGAGCUGUCUCCACAAAUCCUCACUGAGGACAGCAACACGUACACGUUUACAGAGGGCCAGAAAGCUUUACUGGAGUGUGAAACCUUUGGCUCGCCUAAACCUAAAGUCCUCUGGGAGGGGGGCAGAAUGUCCUCCCUACUGGCAGAUUACAGAAUGAACCAACUCACCAACGGAGGGCUUGAGAUAUCUAAUGUCACCCGCAAUGAUGAGGGCACCUACGUCUGCUCUGUACUGAACACCACCUUGUCCAUCACCGCUUUUCUGGAAGUGUUCAACAGGACAGUGAUCCUGUCACCUCCGCAGGCGCAGAAGGUGCAGCCUGGAAACACAGCAAUCUUCACCUGUCAGGCGCUCAGUGACCCCCGACUCGGCGUCCCGCUCAUCCAGUGGAGGAAGAACGACCAGAAGCUGUUUGAAUCUCACAGUGACGAGAAAUACACUUUUGAAGGAGAAGACCUCAUGGUGGCUAAUGUAGGACUCGACGAUGAGGGCGUCUACACCUGCCAGGUCAUCACAAAGAUGGACAUGGCUGAAGCCAGUGCCACGCUCACUCUAUGUGAUCGUCCGGACCCUCCGUCUCUCCUCCAGAUCAGUAAUCCGAAACACCUGUCCAUCACUCUCAGCUGGACUCCUGGAGAUGACCACAACAGCCCUGUGCAAGCGUUUGUGGUGGAGUUUGAAGACCAAGAUUCAAAAGAGAAGGGCUGGGAGGAGCUGACGAAAGUACGAGGAGAUGUGGAGCGAGCCACCCUACCUCUGUGGGCCUACAUGUCUUACCGUUUCCGGGUCAUUGCCAUUAAUGAAGAGGGUAAAAGUGACCCCAGCAAGCCCUCUCAAAUCCACAUUACACCUGCUCAGGCUCCAGACAGUAACCCCGAGGACGUUAGGAGUGAGUCUGAAGACCCGGGCACUCUGCUCAUCACCUGGCAGAAAAUGGAACAACGUCAAUUCGGUGGACCUGACUUCAAGUACCGGGUGCUGUGGAGGCGGGUGGUGGGCAGCGGACCCAACUGGCACAUGAACUACACGACCGAACCGCCCUUCAUUGUCGGCGACGUUGGAAACUUCUCUGCCUUUGAUAUCAAAGUGCAGGCCGUCAAUGAGAAAGGGGUAGGACCCGAGCCGGACCCUGUGAUCGGAUACUCCGCAGAAGAUGUUCCAUUAGAGUCUCCGAUGGAUGUUGGUAUUGUACUAAUAGACAGUACUACGAUCAAAGUGACCUGGGCAGCAAUAAACAAGGAGACAGUCAGAGGACACCUUCUCGGAUACAAGAUCUACCUGACCAGGUUGGGCUCCAGGAGCCAUCACCGGCACCGAAGGUCCUUGGAGUCUGGGAGCACUACGGUGGUGGAGACCGGGCCCAAUGAGGAGAGGAAGGUCAUCAGCGAGCUGCGGCCGUACUCCUCCUACAAGUUGGCCGUCGCCGUGUACAACACAAAAGGAGAAGGACCAAAAUCGGAGCCGCUGCCCUUCGACACCAACGAGGGAGUCCCGGGUCGUCCCAUGUCCCUGAUACUGGACAGCCCAUCAGAGACAGAAAUCACCCUCCACUGGACGCCUCCUGACGAGCCCAACGGAAUCCUUGUUGGAUAUUUGCUGCAGUACCAACAGAUUAUAGAGAGUGAAGACAGCCCCAUGCAGGUCGAGACAAUAGAUGACCCCAAAGUCACCCAGCUCACGCUGAGAAACCUGGACCGCCACAGCCACUACCGCUUCUACCUCAGGGGGCGCACUGACACUGGCGAUGGAGAGCCGAUCACAAUGAGGGGGGCCACCACACUCGAUGGAGCUCCUCCUGUCAACAUCAGCGUGUCAGUUGGGGAGAAUUCAGCCAACGUGACCUGGAUAGCCAAGAAGAGACACCGAUCUGUUGACUUCCAGAUCCAGUAUUUCAGGAAAAAGGAGGGCAGUAAGGGGAAGAAGACGGAGAAGGUGAACUCGUCUCAGUCCUCCCACCAGCUCCAGGGCUUGACUCCAGGCACUCAUUAUUGGCUACACUUCAUCUACAACAACAACACCUUCUACGAGGUUGAGAUCGACACAAACGGGACAGAAGUGACUGAGGUGCAGCCGAGCUUUGCGACCCAGGGCUGGUUCAUCGGCGUGGUGAGCGCCAUCGUGCUGCUGCUGCUGAUACUGCUCAUCCUCUGCUUCAUUAAGAGGAGCAAAGGGGGAAAAUACUCAGUGAAAGACAAAGAAGACGGUCCGAUGGACUCAGAAGCGCGGCCCAUGAAGGACGAAACUUUCGGGGAGUACAGAUCUCUAGAAAGCGACCUGGAAGAGAAGCGGACCGCCAGCCAGCCGUCUCUGUGCGAGGAGAGCAAGCUGUGCAGCCAGGACAACCUGGACUUCAACGGCAGCAGCGCCGUCACCACCGAGCUCAACAUGGACGAGUCCCUGGCCAGCCAGAUCAGCCGUCCCAGCGAGGGCCCGGAGGCGUACCACGGCCUGCAGGACAGCUCCCUGCUGAACCCCACCAACGUCCCCUCGGCCACCAACGGCAUGCCCAACUCAGUCACCAUCCUCGAUUAGCUCCCACCCGUCCACCGGGGGCCAUCAGACCAAAAUAUGUCCAAACUCAUGUGCCCAUACGCUCCACUUCCCUACUGACUCACUCAUCUGUAAUUUGUCAACUAAUACACAAUCAUGUGGUGACUACUCAGAUGCCACUGGCAAUCAUCUGAUCGACUGAACUAUUCUGACCAAAGGAGUGUCCAAAGUAGUGGACAACAUGAUACAAGUCUGACUGACCCCCUCCCAACCGCAUUUUCCUUUUUUGUUGGUGUACAUUACAACCAAUUUAAAUGACUAACAUCCAUUUCUCUCCCUUUCUCCUCUUUCGUUUCGUCUUUCACCUCAGAGACUCAUGCAGAAUAUUGUACAUUUAGAAAAAUCAGGGGUUUUUAGGUUGGGUCAUGUUGAGAUGCAGCGUAGUGCAUUGAAGGAGGAGGAUGAUGGUGGAGACCUGCGAUGGAAAACAGACGGCAGCGCUGCUGUAAGAAGUCUCGAAUCUCAGAUGUUAGUCAUGUUUGAUAUGAUUUCACACAUGGUGUUGUUUGUCUAAUGCCAUUUGAGCUGUCAGAUUGUACUUGCCAGUGACAUUUUUUUCUCAACCGCUUUCAAAUACAAAGUCUCACGUUUUGUCAUGUGUCUUUUUUUUUUUAAUUACAUCUUUUUUAAUAUUGUUUCCUAAACAAUUUAUAUAUAAAAUCGUUGACUUUCAUAAAUCAAGAUGUUUUCAUUGAUAUUAAGUGAGGCCAAGUUUCUUACUCUAAGCAACAUUGGAUGCAUUAAAGAGGAACUUGCUGCGAAAAUGCUGAGUAGCAUCUGGUGUAUAUAGCUGCAUCUACAUUUAUCUAUUUAGCCAUAAUACAGUAUUAUAGAUAUGUACAUGCUCCCUCUAAGUUCCUGUGCCUGCUGGAUCUGCAUUAAGCACCAGAUUGAUGUCAUUACUCUCGCCUUCCCACCAGAAGUGUAAUGUCAUUAUUGGAAAUGAUACUGUAAUUUUUUUGUGUCAUAUGUGUAGCUUUCUGUAUCUGUCCUUGUCUCUUUCUACACUGUAUUAAAACAUUGUUGUCUCUACUUCACAAUCUUUUCAUACCUCUCCAUCUCAUACCACACAAACUGAUUAAGGAGCAGUAUUCGUGUAUAUUUGCAGAUCAGAGAGUGAAGACGCAACUCUCUCAAGUUUUAUUUUUCAAAUCUUCAUCAAUGCAAGUUGAUACUGUAGACAGGCGCUGAUGGCCGGUUCAUGUAUGGCGGAGGUAAAGAGAUGAUGUUCGUGAAACACAGAGAAUGUAUUCUUUUCAGUGCUGAUCGGAGGUAGCACUUACAUGCUACUGGCUUUUGAAACUGACUUACAAGGUACUGGAGGGAGGAGAUAUGUAGGUAGACCUAGGACAUUUUUUUUCACUGAAUGUAAAUACAACCCUUAGAAAACAUGUUUGAUAAAAAAAAAAAGAAAAAAAAACUGUGAAAAAUGUGCAGGUUUUAAUCCAGCAAAUUUAAAAAUGUUGUUUCUCCUUCUGUACUAUUGCUUUGACCUCAAACUUUACACUUUUUAAUUACCUGCAGUGAAAUUUGGGAGUAGCAAAAAUAGUUCAUAGCAGAGAAACGAUAAAAGAGAAAAAUGAAAAAAAAAAAAAAAAUCAUUGUUCUGUAGAUGUUUGCAAACAUAUCAAAAAUUUGAAAUUCAAAGGUUUUACAUUUGUGUCAUUUAGUGGAUCUAGUCGCAUCACAAUAAAGCUGAGAUUGCCUUCAUGCCCAUGAUCAUCCGGCAAUGCGUUGCAGUGCAGUGAGUUUUUGUCUGACACAGUUAUGCAGGGCAGGAAUGCAGUGAGCCAGUUAGUGCGUACCACAGGGAGCACCUAUAUGCAAUGCUCUCCCUACUCUAACAAAAGCUUGCCACUGGCUAAAACGUCGCCUGACAGUCCCUGAGCGUGCGUGCGUGUGCGUGUGUGUGCGUGUGUGUGUGUGGGAGGUCGAGAAAGGUUAGUGGCACUGAAGGAGGUGUUGUUGGUUCACCAAACACACUCAGGACAAACAAAGCUUUU
This is a messenger RNA of Salarias fasciatus (jewelled blenny), 6236 nucleotides long. It is a transcript of the gene l1cama, whose product is annotated as L1 cell adhesion molecule, paralog a. NCBI's taxonomy places the organism in Eukaryota, Metazoa, Chordata, Actinopteri, Blenniiformes, Blenniidae. The transcript has 29 exons. The coding region runs from base 361 to 4215 and encodes 1284 amino acids. Gene Ontology annotation, cellular component: axon; plasma membrane. Gene Ontology annotation, biological process: cell-cell adhesion; axon guidance; brain development. The record is from RefSeq and is a predicted model, not a curated record. Gene Ontology annotation, molecular function: cell-cell adhesion mediator activity.